Messenger RNA from Vicia villosa (hairy vetch), 1149 nucleotides. RefSeq lists its product as uncharacterized. The transcript is spliced from 2 exons. The coding region runs from base 1 to 1149 and encodes 382 amino acids. Lineage: Eukaryota; Viridiplantae; Streptophyta; Magnoliopsida; Fabales; Fabaceae. The record is from RefSeq and is a predicted model, not a curated record.
AUGGCGCACCCCGAUAAUAUCUCAAGAGAAUUAGUUUCUUCGGUCAAUGUUUCUCUGAAUGUUAAAGGAGUAGUCGUAAAGGCGGUAGAUGUUGGCGGUGACUUUAAUAACAAGCAAGAGUUUGAUGACCGGGAAAGCAUGCUCACAUGGAUUUGUAGGAAUGCAACUGACCGUGGUUUUGGUGCGGUAAUAGGAAGAUCAGAUAAUGGUACGACAAGAAGAAACGCUUUCGCAACAAUGUUAUGUGAAAGAACCGGGGAAUACCAUCCUCCUAUAAGGAAGUUUAAAAGAGACGACACGGGUACUAGAAAAUGCGAGUUUCCAUUUAAAAUCCGUGGUUAUAUGGUGACUAGCAAGAAGUGGAGAUUUAAUGUUAUUUGUGGUUUGUUUAACCAUGACAUGUGCGGGAAAUUACAAGGACAUCCUAAUGUUAAACCCGCGGUCGGGACAAAACAAGUAGAGACCAAUGGUGGAAAAUCAGUGAAGCCCGGUGUGAUUGUUGAACAAAUAAUGUAUGCAUGGACUCGUGUUGUAAAUUCUUCGACAAAAGAAUUAUACGCCGAUUCCGUCUUUCAAUUUCAGAAAGUGUGUGAAAAGUAUCUUGAUAAGGUGAAGGAGAAUUUUGUGUGUGCGUGGACCAAUAAUGUCCGACACCUUGGGAAUACUACCGCCAACAGAGUUGAAUCGACACAUGCUAGUUUGAAAAAUUGGUUGGCUAAUAGCAUGGGUGACUUCUGUCGAGAUUGGGACACCGUAAAUCUCAUGAUAAAAAAUAAACGUAAUGAGAUACAAACCACUUUUGGUCGGAGCAUUGCGGUGUUGGAACAUCAAUUUCGGGACAACAUUCUUUAUUCUCAAUUGAUCGGAAAUGUGUCUCGGGCCGGGUUAAACUAUAUUUUUCACGAGGCCAAACAAGGUGAAAUUGUCGACUCUGAUAGUGUAAAGUGUGGUUGCACUAUUACUAGAACGUAUGGUCUCUUGUGUGCAUUUUUUAUUGCUAAGAAAGCGAGACUAGGUGAGCCAAUAAAAAUGAACGAAGUUAUCCCUCAUUGGAAAAGACUUAUUUUUAACGAUGAUGGUUGUGUAAUCGAAUAUCUUUAUUACUUCCGAAAUGGAAGCGAUACAAGAGAGGUUUUCGGAGGUCGAUGA